Punica granatum (pomegranate) is the source of this 2330-nucleotide messenger RNA. The record is from RefSeq and is a predicted model, not a curated record. Lineage: Eukaryota; Viridiplantae; Streptophyta; Magnoliopsida; Myrtales; Lythraceae.
ACAGUCUAACCCCUUUUAUUGCCGAGUCAUUUGCUCUCUCUCUCUCUCUGAGACGACUAUAUCUUUUCUUGAUCUCUCUCUAAUGGCGAAAGCAGCAGGAGGAGGAGGAGGAGGUGGACUCUCCUUUGAUUCAGAUCCAUUUCCGGUGUCUUUCCUUCGCCAUCACCACCCCACUGUCUUCAACUCCUUCCCGGAUUCGACACCAUCGUCGUCGUCUUCUCCCUCGGACCUCGCCACUGCCACCAACAACCGCCUUAAUUACUCCGUUAAACCAAUAACGUCCCGCAGCCUCUCCUCGAUGGACCACCGCCACCACCAGUUCCCCAUGAGCCUCAGCUCCUCCUGCGCCCAUGAGGACGACGACUCUCCUGCCCCGUCCGAUCAGAAAGGUGUCAUCGGCAACAAGGUCAUCGACGAGAUGGACUUCUUUGCUAUCAGUAACACCACCAGAGCCAGCCACGACGGUCAUCAUCACCAGCCCGAUCACCACGGCAUCUCACACGGCGGGGACGAUGACCGUGAAAGGACAUCGGACAUCCGAUCACCAGCCCGGAUAGAGCUCAACGUGAAUACUGGUCUGAAUCUCCUGACAGUAAAUUCGAGCAGCGAUCAGUCUACGGUUGAUGACGGGAUUUCUCCUAACGCCGAAGAUAAAAGAGCUCGGAGCGAGUUGGCAGUGCUUCAAGCUGAGGUUGAGAGGAUGAGCGCAGAGAACCAAAGGUUGAGGAACAUGCUAAGCCAGGUGACGAGCAAUUACAAUUCUCUCCAGGUGCAUCUAUCCACGCUUAUGAAAGAGCAGAAGGCCAAGAACGGUUCCGAGCCAGACCCGAAUGAGAAGAGACAUGACACCCUCAACGGCCGGCCUGUGGUGCCAAGGCAGUUCAUGGAUCUUGGUCUUGCAUCCACGGAGGAUCCUAACACGGAUGAUCAUUCCCCGACCUCAUCAGAAGAGCGGAGCGCCGACCGAUCUGGAUCUCCGGUGAAUAACUCUGAGGUGGCAUCAAGGGGUGUUUCAAUGGAUCAAGAUAGGAGCAAUAAGGAGUACGGUAAGAGAAGUAGAAGAGAGGUUAGUCCCAAUCAGCACGUAUCAACCCGAGGGUGGAGCCCAAACAAAGUUCAAAGGUUCAGUCCACCAAAGAAUAGUAAUGUUGACCAGACGGAGGCUACGAUGAGGAAGGCUCGGGUUUCAGUCCGAGCUCGAUCCGAGGCAGCAAUGGUAACGGAUGGAUGCCAAUGGAGAAAGUAUGGACAGAAGAUGGCGAAAGGAAACCCGUGUCCUCGAGCUUACUAUCGAUGCACCAUGGCUGCGGGCUGCCCCGUUAGGAAACAGGUACAAAGAUGUGCAGAGGAUCGUACGAUACUUAUAACUACGUAUGAGGGUAACCACAACCAUCCAUUGCCACCGGCAGCAAUGGCAAUGGCAUCAACGACCUCAUCAGCAGCUAGGAUGUUGCUAUCCGGUUCGAUGUCCAGCUCUGACGGCUUGAUGAACACAAACUUCCUUACAAGGACACUCCUGCCCUGCUCUUCGAGCAUGGCAACUAUCUCCGCCUCAGCCCCAUUCCCGACUGUCACCCUCGACCUAACUCAAAAUCCGAACUCAAGCUCCCUCUUGCAAUCCCCGCCAAGCCAACUGCAAGUGCCCUUCCUUAACCCUACUCAAAACUUCCCCAGCUCUUCCGCUGCAUUGUUGCCCCAGAUCUUUGGACAGGCCUUAUACAACCAGUCAAAGUUCUCCGGGCUUCAAACGUCUCAGGAUGUAAAAGCAGCUCAAUCGUCGGACCACCAGGGGAUCAACGACACCCUAACGGCUGCCCUGACAUCCGACCCGAACUUCACCGCCGCCUUAGCUGCCGCCAUCUCAUCCCUCAUUGGUGGCAGCUCGUCUCACGCCGGCAACAGCACUAGUAACAGCAUCCCAGGCCACGCGCCUUCCGGCAACAGCAUACCGAGCGGCAACAAUAAGAUCAGCAAUAACUCCAGCAACUAAUAAGGGACGGCUUCUUUAAUUUUCUAAUUUUUUCCCUUUUUAAUUAUUAUAAGUAAUAGAAUAGAGAAUAAUAGUUAAUUAUUCUUUUCUUCGGUUUUUUCCAUUAGAGGGGAUUAAAAAUUUAAGUCAUGGGAUUAUAUAUAUAUAUAUAUAUAUAUUUCUUGUUAGAAUAAUAUUCGUGCAUUAUUGCAUGUGAAUACAAAUAAAAAAAGAGAAAAAAGAAAGGGUGCGAAAAGUAUAGAUGAAAUCGAGAGAGAUUGAGUUCGUUGUUUCUUUUGUUUCCAUUGUUUUGUAUGUAUACGGAAAAAUUAAUGCAAGGGGUUGGUUUAAUUUCAUGUCA